Messenger RNA from Diachasmimorpha longicaudata, 7316 nucleotides. RefSeq names its product myosin-VIIa-like. Gene Ontology annotation, molecular function: protein binding; cytoskeletal motor activity; ATP binding. The record is from RefSeq and is a predicted model, not a curated record. Bases 423 to 6782 code for a protein of 2119 amino acids. Gene Ontology annotation, cellular component: myosin complex; cytoskeleton. Lineage: Eukaryota; Metazoa; Arthropoda; Insecta; Hymenoptera; Braconidae. The transcript is spliced from 9 exons.
GAAGCAAUGAUGGAAAAAAAACACUUGUCAUAUUUGAACCUGAGUCAUUUUCCAGUAUUUCAAGCAUCUCCCGAGUGUUGUGGUGGGAUUAACGGUCUCUGUAUAUUAAUAUUUGCCAAUAUUCUGAGAGCGAUCAACAAUUAAGACGUCAUCCCCCUAUUCACUAGGUCCUGUCCUGUCGUAUAUUCCGCCAUGAUCUCCACACUUUGCAGAUCAUGUGUUGUGAAAAACAUCCACAUCAUUUUAUCAUGGCUCAUCAUAGAAGAAGCCUUCAAGUAAUCAAUACUGAUAACGAUUGAUAUCGAUGAUGGGGAUACCUGAGUGAUCAGUCCCCACGAAUCUUGCAAGAGAUACAACUCGUGGUUUUGUUAUCCCCAAGUGGAUUUGGUCAUGACACCAUAAGUGUACAUCACUCUACAAUAAUGGAGAAUAAAUUAGCCCCCGGGGAUAAUGUCUGGAUUAAUAAUCCGUCAAACACCGAGUUCAGUGUGCUCCUGGGGGGAAAGAUCACCGCACUCGACACGAAGACAAUUACAAUUAAAGAUGAUGAUGGCAACGUUCUGGUCAUCCCGAAGGAUCGAAUCGCAAAGCACAUGCACCCCACCUCUAUCUCAGGUGUCGAAGACAUGAUAAAACUGGGAGACCUUCAGGAAUACGCAAUCCUAAAGAAUCUGCAUAUGAGAUACGCGAAGAACCUCAUCUACACGUACACCGGAAGUAUGCUGGUUGCAAUUAAUCCGUAUCAGAUCCUCGACAUCUACACCCCUAAGGAGAUAUUGGCCUACCAGGGCAAGAAAAUCGGCGAACAGCCACCGCACAUCUUCGCUGUCGGUGACAAUUGCUUCACCGAGAUGAAGACAACCAGAAGAAAUCAGUGCAUAGUCAUCAGUGGAGAGAGUGGAGCCGGCAAGACCGAGAGCACUAAGUUGAUCCUGCAAUACCUAGCAGCAAUCAGCGGCGAGCAUUCUUGGAUAGAGCAGCAGAUCCUCGAGGCGAAUCCCAUCCUCGAGGCCUUUGGAAAUGCUAAAACAGUCCGCAACGAUAAUUCAUCGAGAUUUGGAAAAUACAUCGACGUGAAUUUCAACAAGUCAGGGGCAAUCGAGGGCGCCAGGAUCGAGCAGUACCUGUUGGAAAAAUGCCGACUUGUUCAUCAGUCCCAGGGGGAGAGGAACUACCACAUUUUCUACUCGAUCCUCGCAGGACUCUCGAAAGAAGAGAAAAAGAGACUAGGGCUGGGAAGUGGUGGCUACAAGUACCUCUGCGGUACCUCAGAAUGCCGAGGAAGAAACGAUGAAAAAGAGUUCGCUGAUGUCCGGGCAGCCAUGAAGAUCCUCAACUUCACUGACGACGAGUUUACAAGUAUCAUUGAACUGCUCUCCUCGAUCCUACACCUGGGGAACUUCAACUACAAGUCAGCAGUCGUGUCGAACAUGGACACCUGUGAAAUUCAGGAGGAUGCAUCUGUGAAGAUGACUGCUGAGAUCCUUGGAGUGGGAACGAAACAGCUGAAGGAAGCAUUAACGAGAAGAACAAUUUUUGCACAUGGCGAGAGGGUUGUCAGUAAUCUAUCCAGGGAGCUUGCUGUUGAGGUGAGAGAUGCCUUUGUCAAGGCUGUUUACGGUCAGUUAUUCAUUAUGAUUGUCGAGAAGAUCAACACGACGAUAUUUAAGCCCAAAACAACCACCAAGAACUCGAUUGGGAUUCUUGAUAUAUUUGGAUUUGAGAACUUCGAUCACAAUAGUUUCGAACAGCUCUGCAUCAACUACGCGAAUGAACAUCUCCAACAGUUCUUCGUCCGUCAUAUUUUCAAGAUCGAGCAGGAGUACUACAGUGGAGAGGGAAUAUCGUGGAAGCACAUUGAUUUCAAGGACAACCAGGAGGUGCUGGACUUGAUUGGAAUAAAGCAGUUGAAUGUAAUGGCUCUUAUUGACGAGGAAAGUAAAUUCCCCAGAGGAACUGAUCUCACUCUCCUGGCGAAGACACAUCAAGUGCACAGUGGAAAUGAUAAUUAUAUAAAGCCGAAAUCCGAUUUAGUGAAGGCUUUUGGAAUAAGACACUUCGCUGGAGCUGUCGAUUACGAAGUCCAUGGAUUUUUAGAUAAGAAUCGCGAUACCUUCUCCGCAGAUUUGAAGCAACUGAUUAUGAUAUCCUCGAACAAAUUCUUGAAGUCUAUCUUCCCAGAAGAUAUGCUGUCCAUUGAUGGAAAAAAACGCUCGCCCUCAUUGUCUUUGGGGUUUCGAUCGUCUUUGGAACUGUUGAUGAGAACCCUCGAGAGCUGCAACCCCUUCUUUGUGAGGUGCAUCAAACCGAAUGACGAGCAAAUGCCCGGGCUUUUCGAUCGGCAUUUGUGCUGCCGACAGCUGCGGUACUCCGGGAUGAUGGAGACUGCCAGCAUCAGAAGGGCUGGCUACCCAAUUCGUUACAGUUAUCAGGAGUUUUAUGAGCGAUUCAGAGCUUUAAUCAGGGGACGGACAGUGAAGGACCAGAGGAAAGCCGCUCAGGCGAUUUGUCAGAGUAUUCUGGGAGAUGGGAACUUGGAUUAUCAGCUGGGGAGGACGAGGGUCUUUCUCAAGGAGCAGCAAGAUUUUAUUCUGGAGCGAGAGAGAGGGCAGGUCAUCGCCAGGAGCAUUAUUGUCAUUCAGACAUACGCUAGGAGAUGGAUCGCCCGGCGAAGAUACUUGAAAAUAAAAAAAUCAGCCUUGAUAAUUCAACGCGUAUGGCGGGGUCAUGGUCCCCGGAAGAAGUACCUGAAGUUGAAACGGGGGUACCAGCGACUGCAGGCGUGCAUCAGGUCGCGCAUGAUCACUCAUUCAUUCCGCAAGAAAAGGAAAUUCGUGGUGGCUCUGCAGGCGCUGUUCCGUGGCUAUCUUGUUCGCGGUCUCUACAGAAAAAAAUCCCAGUGGCGAGAGCAGAGGCUCCACGAGAUAAAGAAGGUACAAACUGACGAGGAGAACCGGUUGAAAGCCAGUGGCAACUCUGAUUGGAAAGCAAUUGCAGCAAAGAAUCAUGAGAAUCGAUUGAGAGAAUUGCGAGAGUCAAUGAUUCAUUUUGAGAGGAAUGAGAUGGAGGCUCCGGCGAAGGAGCCUCAGGAGAGUAAUAUCGACACCAUUUUCGAAUUUUUGAAGGAAGAGCCACCGACACCCGGGGUCAAGGAGUUACCUGCAGACAUGUACGCAGACCUUCCAUCAAAACCAAAAGCCCCAUCAGAUACAACAAGUAUUUUGGAGCUCCCUCAGGAAGAAGAGCCCGACGAUCUCUCGGCCUUCCACUUCAGUAAGUUCGCAGCCACCUACUUCGCAGCUAAUAUUGCCCCUCAGUACUCUAGACGCCCGUUGAAGCAGUCCCUCCUGGACCUUCCUCUGCCGUCUGAUCAACUGUCCUCCGAGGCCCUCUGGAUCACCAUCUUGCGAUUCAUGGGGGACCUCCCUGAGCCACGAAAUCCCAUAGACACCCCCGAGAGGAAAACCGUUAUGUCAACAGUCACUGAAACCCUGUCGAAGGCCUUCGCCAGAUCUAAAGAGUACCAAGAGCUGAUGAAUCACAGCAAGCCCCAAGAAAGGGCCCUCAUUCGAAUGACCCUGAAGAGGCAGAAUAAAUUGCACGACCACAUCAGACGAGGUAUCCUCGAGGAUGAGUACGUUAACGAGAGUUACGGGCAUUGGUUCCAGACUCGCAGUACAAACCUCGAGAAACUGCACUUCAUAAUCGGCCACGGAAUUCUCCGUCCCGAGCUCAGAGAUGAAAUUUAUUGUCAGAUCGUAAAACAGCUGACGAAUAAUCCGAGCAAAGCGUCGCACGCACGAGGCUGGAUUCUUCUAUCGCUCUGCGUGGGCUGUUUCUCGCCCUCCGAACGUUUCAUCAACUACCUCCGGUCUUUCAUAAGAUCAGGGCCGCCAGGAUAUGCGCCGUACUGCGACCGACGACUCACGCGGACUUACAAAAACGGUUCAAGGACGCAGCCCCCAAGUUGGCUGGAGCUCCAAGCGACGAAGAAUAAGAGUCCAAUUCUCCUAGGGGUGACCUUCAUGGACGGGGCAUCCAAGACAAUUGAGGUGGACUCUGCCAGCACCUCUCAGGAAGUCGUCGAGGCAGUGGCCGGGAGCAUAAAUCUACGCGACAUCUUCGGAUUCUCAGUAUUUAUCACUCUUUACGAUAAAGUUCUGUCACUCGGCGCAGGAAAGGAGCACAUUCUGGACGCUAUUUGCCAGUGUGAGCAGUACGCCAGGGAGCAGGGUCAGUCAGAGCGCUCGGUUCCCUGGAGAUUAUUUCUGCGAAAAGAGAUCUUCGCUCCCUGGCACGACCCAACGCUCGACAGUAUCGCGACAAAUCUUAUUUAUCAUCAGAUCACUAGAGGAAUUAAACAGGGAGAGUACAGGUGCAGUCACGAAGGGGAUAUUGCGAUGGUUGUGGCCCAGCAAUUGUAUGUUGAUCAUCAGAAGAGAAUGACGGAGGAUAAUGUGAAAAGUGCUAUGCCCUUGUACAUCCCCACACAUCUCCUCCAGGGGACGGUGAACGAGGCCCUGAAGAAAUGGCAGAAACUGACUCUAAAAGCUUACGAGCAGAACGUUAAUGUUAUCGAAGGGGCGCCCGUUAUCAAAGCGAAGGAGGACAUCGUAAUGUUCGCGAAGAUUACGUGGCCCAUCCUCUUCUCAAGGUUCUACGAAACCGUGAAGACAUCGGGACCUGAGUUGUCUACUAACAAUGUCAUCGUUGCUAUCAACUGGACUGGAAUUUAUUUUAUUGAUGAUCAAGAACAAAUGCUGUUGGAAAUGUCAUUUCCAGAAGUAGCUGAGGUGACAGUUCAGAAUUUUCAGGGGAGUUCGUCCAAGAACAUUGUCAUAACGACUGUCCAGAGAGAGGAAUGGAUACUUCAGACGUUUGACGCUGAAGAUCUAGCUUCUCUUAUAAAUUUCCUAGUGGAUGGCCUCAAGGAGCGGUCGAUCUACGUAGUUGCCACUCAGGACUACAUGAACGAUGUGACAGCUGGCCCAGGUGAGACUUCCUGCUUGUCUCUGAGAAGAGGAGAUCUGGUGAAGUUAGUCGGAUGCAAGGGGCACUCUAUCAUGACAUCUCAGUGGGGAUACGGAGAGGGAUUGAAUGGAGAGCAGGGGGAGUUCCUUUCGGAGUGUGUUUAUGUGAUACCAACUGUCGGGAAACCGCCGCAAUCCAUUAUAGACAUCUUCAGGACUGACUAUACAACGAAGAAUACACUGGCUCGCAGGAGAAUGGAGAAAACUGAGCCGAAAUCGUAUUCUUUGAAGAGAUUCGCGCAGGAGCACUUCAGACAGAGCUUCAAUGUCACCCUCUCGAGAGGAUCGACAAUAUCCUCGGCCAAGGGAACAGUGCAAGAGACUCUGUUCAAGCACACCAGGACUCCGAUGAAGGCUGCACUUCUGGCGAGAGUCUGCGAGGAUUCGGAAUUGUCACAAGUGGCAGUCAGCAUCUUCACAAAUAUUCUGAGGUAUAUAGGGGACUUACCUAGUAAUCGUCAGCGUUUGGGUACUGAGUACACGAAUCUGAUAUUUGCACCUGCGCUGGAACACUCGCACCUUCGGGAUGAAGUCUAUUGUCAGAUCAUUCGACAAUUGACGGAGAAUAAGAUUAGGUUGAGCGAAGAAAGGGGGUGGGAGCUGAUGUGGCUGGCCACGGGUGUCAUGUCGUGUUCUACGAAUGUCCAGAAAGAAGUUGAGAUGUUCCUGAGGGCCUCGAGGACCCCCAUUGCUGUCGAUUGCUUGAAUAGACUGAAGAGAACGGUGAAGUAUGGGAAUAGGAAGUAUCCACCGUACAUUCUUGAGGUGGAAGCCAUCAGGUUCAAGAGCCUUCAGAUUUUCCAUAAGAUUUAUUUUCCCAACGAUACCGAUGAAGCCUUUGAGGUGCACUCUUUGACGAAGGCGGUCGAUAUUUGCGAGGAUAUUGUGGAGAGAAUGCAGCUGAAGAACAAUGAUGGAUUCAGUCUCUUCGUCAAAAUUUCUGAUAAAGUGUUUUCUGUGCCACAUGAGUAUUUCUUCUUUGACUUUGUUCAUGAGUUGAUGGAGUGGAUGAAGAAGUCGAGACCCUCGAAGUCGUCUGGCAUUACUCAGGUGCAGUACCAAAUAUUCUUCAUGAAGAAGUUGUGGGUUAAUUGCUGUCCGGGACGGGACCCUAAGGCGGACGAUAUCUUCUACUUUCAUCAGGAGUUGCCAAAGUAUCUCAGGGGAUACCAUAAUUGCAGCAAGCAGGAUGCUAUUAAGCUUGCAGCGCUUAUUUAUCGGAGUAAAUUUGGGAACGCCAAGGACGAGAUGGCACAGGUGCCUUAUAAACUCAAGGAGUUCAUUCCUGCUGAUAUUGUCCAUGUGUAUCGACCAAAUGAUUGGAAGAAACAUAUCUCCUCGUCAUAUAAUCAACAAUCAGGAAUGAGUCAAUAUGACGCGAAACUCCAGUUUCUCCAGCACAUUUACCAUUGGCCCACCUUCGGUUCAGCAUUUUUCGAAGUGAAACAAUCGACAGAACCGAGUUUUCCAGAAUCCUUGAUAAUAGGAAUCAAUAAAAACGGUGUGAGUGCGAUUCACCCGCAAUCAAAAGAAAUUCUCGGGAUGUGGAACUUUACGGAACUUUCCAACUGGUCCUCCGGAAAUACUUACUUCCACAUGUCGAUAGGGAACUUCAUGAAGGGACAGAAAAUCCUCUGCGAGACUGCUCAAGGGUAUAAGAUGGAUGAUUUGAUAUCUUCCUACAUUCACUACCUCAAGUCGACGUUGAAAAACAAGGAAUCGGAGGUUGGCGUAAAUUAUCAAAUUAGCUAAGCACAUGAAUUUCGUAAGUUUUAUUAAUUUGUAAUUAUUGAUACUGAAGCAUGGGUAGAAUAUGCAUGUAGCAUGUAUUCUGAUAGUUAUUAAAUAUCCUCUGAGAACGUAAUUUUAUUAACUGUUUUUAUCAAUCCAAUCUACAGUUGUUCGUUCUUGGGCUUGUAACAAAUUCUUUUAAAAACGAACAACAAAAUAAAACGGUCAUUGUAGUAAAUCAACAAAUGCAUGUUUUAUCAUAUUUAAUUAUAUAUAAUACUGACACAUGAGUAGAUUAUGCAUGUAGCAUGAAAACAAAAUUCUCUUUAUCGAUUUCUCAAUUAUACUCCAUUUCACCGCACCAAAUUCGUAAAUCGUAACGACCAAGAGACUGUGCGCUAUUCCAAAACAUCCACAAGAUGAUUUCCACUGCUCUAAGCUCCAUUAAUCAAUUCAGUUCUGGUGGUAACAACCAAAGAGAACAUUAGAUCAAUUUGGAGAACAAAAUGUUCCCAUCAGUUGUUACCUACCUCAAUUGGUUUCAUCAUUCCUGAU